AUGAAACGAUCGCAAGCAAUCAGUAUCGUUCUGACGAAACUGCCCCCGAUCAACGUCAUCCCUACAGCUAUUAUGAAAUUCGAUUCAAUGGUGCUGAAUAAGGAUGGAAUCGAGAAGAUACUGAAGACGAUGAUGCCCACGGCAAAAGAAGUCGAAGAAAUUCAAGAGAAGCAGCUGGAGAAUCCUGACAUGCAACUGGGAAUUCCUGAGCAGUUCGUACUGAUGCUAUCGAAAAUCCCAUGUCUUCUGGAACGCUUGAAACUGUGGAUUUUCACGCUGGACUACAAGACGAUGGAAAA
This is a messenger RNA of Cooperia oncophora, 299 nucleotides long. The record is from the annotation of a GenBank genome assembly. NCBI's taxonomy places the organism in Eukaryota, Metazoa, Nematoda, Chromadorea, Rhabditida, Trichostrongylidae.